Closterium sp. NIES-67 is the source of this 1208-nucleotide messenger RNA. NCBI's taxonomy places the organism in Eukaryota, Viridiplantae, Streptophyta, Zygnematophyceae, Desmidiales, Closteriaceae. The record is from the annotation of a GenBank genome assembly.
GAACAGCGAGGGAUAGGCACGACAGAGGCCAAGAUCACUGGUGGGACGCGAUAGGAGCGACCUCGUGGAGCGAUAGCAGGGACGGCAGUGACCCGAUAGCAGGGACGGAAUGGUGUUCCGUUCGCCGUUUGGCCAUUUUCAAUGGCGCGUGCUGAGCUUUGGCUUGACCAAUGCUCUGGCCUCUUUUCAGAGGGCCAUGAACGAUGUGUUUCGCGAAGCUAUCGGACACUUCGUUCUGGUUUACCUCGACGAUAUCUUGGUUUAUUCCAAGACGGAAGAGGAGCACACUCAACACCUAAAAUGGGUGCUAGGGAAGUUGCGAGAACACAAGUUCUAUGCUCGUUUAUGGAAAUGCCAUUUCUAUAAGCGCGAGCUGGAAUACCUCGGUCAUCUUGUCGGGAACAACGGACUUAAAGUCGACCCCAAGAAGGUGGUGGCUGUUCAGAAUUGGCCCGUCCCACAGGACGUGGGUCAGAUCAGGUCCUUCCUAGGCCUGGCCAAUUAUUUCCGCCGGUUCUUGGAAAAUUACUCGACUGUCGUUGCCCCUCUAACAGCACUCACCCGAAAAAGUACUGCAUGGGAGUGGACUCGACAAUGCCAAGAGGCAUUUGACAAAGUCAAAACAAAGUUGACCAAUGCUCCGGUUUUGGUAUUGCCAGAUCCUUCUAAACCCUAUGAGGUGGUCACAGACGCCUCGAUAGUAGGGAUUGGGGCGGUACUAUUGCAGGAGGGCCGUCCUGUGGCAUUUGAGAGUAGGAAACUCUCCCCGGCAGAGCAGCGCUAUAUGACGUCAGAACAAGAGUUGCUGGCGGUCAUGCAUGCGCUGCAAACAUGGCGAUGUUAUCUGGAAGGUGUGGAGUUUGUGGUCACGAUAGACCACUGCCCGAACACCUAUUUCUCUACUCAAGCCACGCUCACUCGGCGCCAAGCCCGCUGGGCAGAACUCCUUAGUGGGUUCACAUUCGAUAUUCGAUAUCGUGCAGGUUCUACGAACAUGGCUGACCCCCUCAGCAGACAACCGAUAGGGGCAGCGACUGGGCUUGAUGAAACCGAGGAUAAGGUUAGCACUCACUCUGCCUGACCUUCCCCACUCUCCCCUUCCCCCCCUCUCACUCUAAUAGGAGCACCCCCUUACCUUCCCUUACCACCCCCUCGUACCCAUCUGGAGUGCAGUGGACGGGAAAGCUUGCAUCCAUAGCACUUGUGAU